Molecule: messenger RNA, 1176 nt
Organism: Fonsecaea nubica
Lineage: Eukaryota; Fungi; Ascomycota; Eurotiomycetes; Chaetothyriales; Herpotrichiellaceae
Exons: 2
Coding region: 1-1176 (391 amino acids)
Source: RefSeq, a predicted model, not a curated record
AUGGCCCCUCCACGAAGCCGCCAUGCGAAAUCAUCGAGUGUCGGGUCCACGAGCAGCGCGGCCGAUGUCGCAAACGGUAUUGCCACAACUCCAAGCUCCAAAUCCGACCCUUCCACCAUCGUGGCGCGCAAACGACGUCCCUCCCGCCCGACCGUGUCGUCUGAUGGCUCACCUGUCGUGAUCAUCCCCAAACCCUCACCGAGAAGGGAUCUUGACAGCACUUCAAAGUCCAAUCUCUCACAACGCAAAGAAUUUGAGCCAUUGAAACUGGCUGCCACUGUGGUGUUGAGCACCGUCUUGGAGUCAGGGUUACAGAGCGCGGCUUCAAUGGUCGGAGUGGGCGACCUUGCAGCAGUUUCAAGACGGCCCGAUACAUGGAUUGAGAUUCUGGGAUUGCUGGGCUGGAAAAUAACCAAAUUGGGCGUAUAUUGGGUUGGCGACUUUGACGCGUACGAUGUCGCGUCCCUUUCCCUCUUGCUCAACACCCCGCCCGCCAUUCUUUUGGGCCUCUUUUACGAGAUAUCUCCCAUAACGCUGGCGUCUACGACUCUCUCUUCGAUGAUCGGCAAUGCCCUUCCAUACUAUCUACUCCGCCCUUUGGCUCCCUCACACCACCCGAACAGCGCACCAAAAUCCAGCAUUCGAAACCGUCCGAUCCUAACCGAUCCAUACACCACCGUUGCGACAUCUCUUCUUGCGACAGCCAUCUUUGCGGUGCUACUUGAAGCCAGUUUCGCAACUUUCCUCCCCACUUGGCUCGUUGUCUAUUUCACGGGACUGAGGACGCUGGAACCUGCACACUUGGGUCCUGCUGGACUCCCUACGCUCCUGCUUGCCCUGAUUCCGGCUGGGUGGGCGUGCAUGGAGUUCCUCUUCGCGCCAUCGACAGCUGCAGACACGGUUGUGAACGCAGGACCAGCUUUUGAUCCGUCCACUGCAACUUUCUGGGAGCACGCCUACCACAACGCAUGGGGAUGGUAUUCGGCACGUCAGAAGGAGCUGAUUGGUCGCACCGGGUUGUUGACCGGAUUGAUGAUUGCGGAGAUCGUAUUGACACUGUGGGGGACAUUGGCGGGAGUAGAAGUCACAGGGGCGCUGGGCUAUGCUGGCAUUUGGGGUCUGGGGUGUGUGGUUAUAGGAGGUGUAUUGGAUUGGGUCGGAGGGCCAAGUGAUUGA